UCUGACUCAGGCCUUUUCCUGUCCCCAACAGCCACCCUUGCUUAGGCCUGAAACACGGAGCACUGCUCAGGGCUGUCCGUGGCCUCCCGUGGCCAGCUGAGCCUGCUCUGCAGCGUCAGGCCUGAUUCCAAUGGGCUCCAGAUGAGGAAACUGAGGCCCAGGCAGCGGGAGAGUGGUUGUGCCCAGGACACGCAGUUGGUGGAUGCAGAUGACGUCAUGACCAAAGAGGAACAGAUCUUCCUGCUGCACCGAGCCCAGGCCCAGUGUGAGAAGCGGCUCAAGGAAGUCCUGCGGAGGCCAGCCAACAUAAUGGAGUCGGACAAGGGCUGGCCAGCGGUGUCCACCCCAGCGAGACCCAGGAAAGAAAAGGCAGCUGGGAAGCUCUACCGCGAGUCCCAGGAAGACAAGGGGGCGCCCCCUGGCAGCAGGCACAGAGGGCGUCCCUGCCUGCCCGAGUGGGACCACAUCCUGUGCUGGCCGCUGGGGGCGCCAGGAGAGGUGGUGGCUGUGCCCUGCCCGGACUACAUCUAUGAUUUCAACCACAAAGGCCAUGCCUACCGCCGCUGUGACCGCAAUGGCAGCUGGGAGCUGGUGCCCGGGCACAACCGGACGUGGGCCAACUACAGCGAGUGCUUCAGCUUCCUGACCAACGAGACUCAUGACCGGGAGGUGUUCGACCGCCUGGGCGUCAUCUACACCGUGGGCUACUCCGUGUCGCUGGCCUCCCUCACCGUGGCGGUGCUCAUCCUCGCCUACUUCAGGCGGCUGCACUGCACGCGCAACUACAUCCACAUGCACCUGUUCCUGUCCUUCAUGCUGCGCGCCGUGAGCACCUUCAUCAAGGACGAGGUGCUCUACUCGGGCGCCACGUUCGAUGAGGCCGAGCGCCUGGUGGAGGAGGAGCUGCGCGCCAUCGCGCGGUCACCCCUGCCGCCCCCCGCCGCCGCCGCCGGCUACGCGGGCUGCCGGGUGGCGGUGACCUUCUUCCUCUACUUCCUGGCCACCAACUACUACUGGAUCCUGGUGGAGGGCCUGUACCUGCAUAGCCUCAUCUUCAUGGCCUUCUUCUCAGAGAAGAAGUACCUGUGGGGCUUCACGGUCUUCGGCUGGGGUCUUCCUGCCGUCUUUGUGGCCGUGUGGGUCAGCGUCAGAGCCACCCUGGCCAACACCUGGUGCUGGGAUCUGAGCUCCGGAAACAAGAAGUGGAUCAUCCAAGUGCCCAUCCUGGCGUCCGUCGUGCUCAACUUCAUCCUCUUCAUCAACAUCGUCCGCGUGCUGGCCACCAAGCUACGGGAGACAAACGCCGGCCGCUGCGACACGCGGCAGCAGUACCGGAAGCUGCUCAAGUCCACGCUGGUGCUCAUGCCGCUCUUCGGCGUCCACUACGUCGUCUUCAUGGCCACGCCCUACACCGAGAUCCUGGGCACGGUCUGGCAGAUCCAGAUGCACUACGAGAUGCUCUUCAACUCCUUCCAGGGCUUCGUGGUUGCCAUCAUAUACUGCUUCUGCAACGGCGAGGUGCAGGCUGAGAUCAAGAAAUCAUGGAGCCGCUGGACCCUGGCGCUGGACUUCAAGCGCAAGGCUCGCAGCGGGAGCAGCAGCUACAGCUAUGGCCCGAUGGUGUCCCACACGAGCGUGACCAACGUGGGGCCCCGUGCCGGACUUGGCCUGCCCCUCAGCCCCCGCCUGCUGCCCGCAGCUGCCACCAACGGCCACCCCCCGCUGCCCGGCCACACCAGGCCAGGCACCCCUGCCCUGGACCACUCAGUGCCAGCCGUGGCUGCGCCCAGGGACGAUGGCUUCCUGAACGGCUCCUGCUCGGGCUUGGACGAGGAGGCCUCGGGGCCCGAGCGGCCCCCUGCCCUGCUGCAGGAGGAGUGGGAGACGGUCAUGUGACCGGCGCCUGGGUCGGACCUGCUGACAUGGAGGACAGACUGAUGGACCAAGAGACGGGUGCCUGGACGGCUGCCCACUCAGGGCUGGGGCUGGGAGGAAAAACAGGAAAAAGAAAAAGGAAAAAAAAAAAAAGAAAAAGGGAAAAG
Messenger RNA from Tupaia belangeri chinensis (Chinese tree shrew), 2042 nucleotides. It is a transcript of the gene PTH1R, whose product is annotated as parathyroid hormone 1 receptor. Lineage: Eukaryota; Metazoa; Chordata; Mammalia; Scandentia; Tupaiidae. The transcript is spliced from 15 exons. Gene Ontology annotation, molecular function: parathyroid hormone receptor activity; G protein-coupled peptide receptor activity; peptide hormone binding. Gene Ontology annotation, cellular component: plasma membrane. The record is from RefSeq and is a predicted model, not a curated record. Gene Ontology annotation, biological process: cell surface receptor signaling pathway; intracellular calcium ion homeostasis; adenylate cyclase-activating G protein-coupled receptor signaling pathway. Bases 142 to 1896 code for a protein of 584 amino acids.